AUGGGAACACCAUCAAAGUUGGGGCAAUGGCCCCUUCUUGUUUAUGCUUUUGCCUUUUGCUUGAUAGUCAUUAGUGUAGCAGCUGAUUAUAAGCCUAACAUUGAUGAUUCAUCAUCUUUGUCAUACCGUUAUAGGCCACGUUCCCCUCCACCACCUCCCCCACUACGUCGUUACUAUUAUAAAUCGUCCCCGCCUCCUCCUCCACGACGUCGUUACAAUUAUAAAUCGCCUCUGCCACCUCCUCCGCGACGUCAUCACUAUUAUAAAUCACCUCCGCCACCUCCUCCGCGACGUCAUCACUAUUAUAAAUCACCUCCGCCACCUCCUCCGCGACGUCAUCACCAUUAUAAAUCACCUCCGCCACCUCCUCCGCGACGUCAUCACCAUUAUAAAUCACCUCCACCACCACCUCCAUCACCAUCACCACCUCCUCCACAUUAUUACAAAUCUCCACCACCACCUUCUCCACCUUCCCCACCAAAUUAUUACCAUCAUUCACCACCACCACCACCUCCAACAUAUCAUUAUGAAUCUCCACCACCACCUUAUUACAAUAAUCCUCCACCACCGCCUACUCCAUCUCCACCGCCACCUUAUUACCAUAAUCCACCACCACCACCACCACCAAUCCAUUCUCCUCCUCCACCAUCACUUCCAUCUCCAUCUCUAUCUCCAUUGCCAUCACCCCCAUUGACUACACCUGUCGAUGAACCAUCUCCAUCUCCAUCUCCGUUGCCAUCACCACCAUUGAUUGCACCUAUCAAUGGGCCAUCUCCACCUCCAUCUCCAUUUCCAUCACCACCAUUGAUUGAACCUACCGAUGGACCAUCUCCAUCUCCAUUACCAUCACCACCAUUGAUUGCACCUACAGAUGGACCAUCUCCAUCUCUAUUGCCAUCACCACCAUUGAUUGCACCUACCGAUGGACCAUCUCCAUCUCCAUUUCCAUCACCACCAUUGGUUGAACCUACCUAUGGACCAUCUCCAUCUCCGUUGCCAUCACCACCAUUGAUUGCACCUACUGAUGGACCAUCUCCAUUGCCAUCGCCACAAUUGAUUGAACCUACUGAUGGACCAUCCCCGUUGACAUCACCAUCAUUGAUUGCCCCUACAGAUGGACCAUCUCCAUCCCCGUUGCCAUCACCACCAUUGGUUGCACCUACCGAUGGACCAUCGCCAUCUCCAUCUCCAUUGCCAUCACCACCAUUGAAUACACCUAUCGAUGGACCAUCUCCUUCUCCAUCUUUAUCUCCACCUAUAUCUCCGUCUCCACCUCCACCACCUCUAAUAAACUCCCCCCCUCCUCCAUCGCAAUCUCCACCUCCACCACCUUCUCCAUCUCCACCACCUCCAGUUAAUUCCCCACCCCCUCCACCACCUUCUCCAUCUCCACCACCUCCUCCAUCGCCAUUUCCACCUCCACCAUCUUCUCCAUCUCCACCACCUCCUCCAUCACCAUCUCCACCUCCACCACCUGCUCUAUCUCCACCACCUCUUCCAUCGCCAUCUCCACCUCCACCUUCUCCAUCUCCACCACCUCCUCUAUCGCCAUCUCCAUCUCCACCACCUCCAGUUAAGUCUCCACCUCAUCCAUCACCAUCUCCACCUCCACCACCUUCUCCAUCCCCACCACCACCUCCAUCUCCUCUUUGCAAUAAUAAAUCUCCUCCCCCACCAUCUUUAUUCCAUUUUCCAAUACCAUUUCCUUGGUUGCGAACUCCACCUCCGCCACCUAAUUGUACUCCUCCACCACCUUUAAUAAACUCCCCCCCUCCUCCAUCGCCAUCUCCACCUCCACCACCAUCUCCAUCUCCACCACCUCCAGUUAAGUCUCCACCUCCACCACCUUCUCCAUCCCCACCACCACCUCCAUCGAAAUCUCCACCUCCACCUCCGCUUUGCAAUAAUAAAUCUCCUCCCCCACCAUCUUUAUUCCCUUUUCCAAUAUCAUUUCCCUGGUUGCGAACUCCACCUCCGCCACCUAAUUGUACUCCUCCACCACCUUUAAUAAACUCUCCCCCUCCUCGAUCGCCACCUCCACCACCUCCAGUUCAGUCCCCGCCUCCUCCAUUUCAAAUAAUUACUCCACCAUAUCCACGACUACCUCCACUCCCAAUUCCUCCAUUGCCACGACUACCUCCACUCCCAAUUCCUUCAGUUCCACGACUACCUCCACUCCCAUUUCUUCCAUUUCUUCCAUUUCCCUUUGGUCGGCAACACUAG
Messenger RNA from Solanum verrucosum, 2223 nucleotides. RefSeq names its product extensin-like. Bases 1 to 2223 code for a protein of 740 amino acids. The record is from RefSeq and is a predicted model, not a curated record. The transcript has a single exon. NCBI's taxonomy places the organism in Eukaryota, Viridiplantae, Streptophyta, Magnoliopsida, Solanales, Solanaceae.